GAGCCCAACUCUUGCGCCACACGCUCACUGAGGAAGACUGGCCCCUGGGCAGAACAGGCAUUACGCAACACAGGGGGUUGGCUGUCCUACGGUCUCCUAGCCAGGAAAGGCAGCAGAGCAGUCCCGGAUCAGAGAGGCAUCCCGAGGGGUAAGGACGUGGGGAACAAGAUGAAGUCUUGCAUGGGCCUUCUCCUCGCCCUGGCAUUCCUGCUGGCUGCCCCGGGCCCCAGGGCAGGCUUUGCCCAGGAGACAGAGUCCGGCUGCUGUGCACAGCUGAAGGAAUUAUCCCAGUGCGGAGCGGACAAGAAGAUCUUUUUCCAGGGCCAGCCAGGGAUCCCAGGAAUGCCAGGCAUGCCGGGGACAAAUGGCCUACUUGGGGCUAAAGGAGAUCUAGGCCCUCAAGGGCCCCCAGGUGAGAAGGGCUCCCCUGGGGCAAUGGGGAAGGCUGGACCCAAAGGAGACAAAGGAGAAGCCAGCAGUUCUGCCAGCUCUCAGCAGCAAGGGGUAGGUGCCAGGAACUGCAAGGAGCUGCUGGAGCAGGGUGAGGGGCUGAGCGGCUGGUACACCAUCCACCCCGAACCAGGGAGAACGCUGACCGUCUUCUGUGACAUGGAAACGGAUGGCGGGGGCUGGCUGGUGUUCCAGCGGCGCCAGGAUGGGUCGGUGGAUUUCUAUCGGGGCUGGGAGGCCUACAAGAGAGGCUUUGGGAACCAAGCAUCGGAGUUCUGGCUGGGCAACGACAACAUCCACCUUCUCACCAACACUGGGACCUACCAGCUACGGAUUGAGGCCAGGGACUUCAAUGAGUCCAGCACGUUUGCCAAGUACAGCAGCUUCAAGAUGUUCAGCGAAAGGGAAAACUACACGCUCGCCUUGGGCUCCUACUCGGAUGGCACCAUGGGAGAUUCUCUCUCGGGCCACAACCGGCUGGGGUUCUCCACGCGGGACAAAGACCACGACACCUUUGGGGGCAGCUGUGCCAUCCUGUACAAAGGCGGCUGGUGGUAUGGGCAGUGCCACUCCUCCAACCUCAACGGGCUGUACCUCAAAGGUGAACACAGCUCCUACGCCAAUGGGAUCAACUGGUCCACCGGGAAGGGGCACCACUACUCUUACAAAUACGUGGACAUGAAAAUACGGCCCCAGUAGGCAGCCUCUCUCUCUGGGGGCUCUACUGAUGCUACAGGGAACCUUCCCCAGGGACCUACUGACUGAACAGCCCUUUUGCGGGGUUAGUAAAUGGGGAACUUGCCAUUAGCCAGAAUAUCGCGUGCUGCUGUGGUACAGCAGCCUGCAAUUCAAUCUCCUCUCCAGGUGCUAGCCCUGCAGGCGGUAUCCCCCAGGGGCUAAAGCAGGAGAGCACACACCCCUACUCAGCUCCUUCUUUUCCUUGGAGGGACCAAUGAGCGCUCUACUUACUUAACCCCCUGCUCUGGGAAAGAUGAGCUGGGAGUCAAGACUUCUGGCCUCUUUUCCCACUGACUUGCUGCCCCUCUCUCUGCCUCAGUUUCCCCCUGCUGUAAAAUGCAGGUGAAACUACUGGCCCAUCUCACAGCUCAGUAUAAUACACAAAGGGCUCUGAGAUCCUAGGGUGGGGGUUGCUACAGAAAUGCAAAGUGUUACGUUAUUAAACACGGCCCAUGUGGCAAAGUAAUUCCCUCCAAGUCAAGCUAUACUCUGUCUGAAGGCCAAGCUACCGCAGCGAAGGCCCUUUUGAGGACCCCAAGCUGGUAUUUUACCAUCUCCAAUAGCCAGUUUUCAGCAGGGCUCAGCCUCCACCAUUGGGGUCAGAUUUUCAAGAGACCUCCGUGCAAAGUCUGGCCACACGAAUUGCAGAGGGAGCAGCUGACAUCUCAAGGGUCUGGCCCCCGUGGAGGGUGCUCAGAGCUUGAGAACUGACCCAACCAGCCUGCGCCCCAUGGUGAUUUGCGGAUAGGUUGGUAUUUCUCUUUUCUUAUUCUUUGUAAAAUAAAGCACCUACGAUGUUUAGAACA
This is a messenger RNA of Gopherus evgoodei (Goodes thornscrub tortoise), 1994 nucleotides long. RefSeq names its product ryncolin-1-like. Bases 169 to 1149 code for a protein of 326 amino acids. The transcript is spliced from 8 exons. The record is from RefSeq and is a predicted model, not a curated record. NCBI's taxonomy places the organism in Eukaryota, Metazoa, Chordata, Testudines, Testudinidae.